Messenger RNA from Ananas comosus (pineapple), 4162 nucleotides. RefSeq lists its product as uncharacterized. Gene Ontology annotation, cellular component: cytoplasm. The transcript is spliced from 15 exons. NCBI's taxonomy places the organism in Eukaryota, Viridiplantae, Streptophyta, Magnoliopsida, Poales, Bromeliaceae. The record is from RefSeq and is a predicted model, not a curated record. Gene Ontology annotation, molecular function: GTP binding; ribosome binding; protein binding. The coding region runs from base 22 to 3684 and encodes 1220 amino acids.
UUAAAUAAAAAAAAAAAGAAGAUGCACAACAAGCUCCUCACCGCUUCCACACGACGACUCCUCAUCAAACCCCACCCUCUCCGCCCCCUCUCCACCUCCUCCUCCUCCUCCUCCUCCUCCCCCCUCGUCGGCGACGGCGCCACCACCUUCUCCGGCGACGGUGAUGGCGAUGGCGACGGCGACCUCGGCGGCGCCGUCGAGCGCGCGUACCGCAUCCUCCGCCGCUUCCACUCCGACCCCUCGAAGCUCGCGCUGGCGCUCUCCUCGGCGCGCGUCGACCCCGCGGCGCACCCCGCGCUCGUCGAGCGCGUCCUCUCCCGCUGCGGCGCCUCCGCCCCGCUCCUGGCGCUCCGCUUCUUCUCCUGGUCCUCCUCCCUCGCGCCCCCCUCCCCCGCCGCGCGCCGCCUCCUCCUCCGCGCCCUCGCCCGCUCCCGCCGCUUCGACGCCGCGUGGGCGCUCCUCUCCGACCUCCGCCGCCUCCACCCGGAGCUCCUCUCCCCCGACCUCUUCGUCGCCCUCAUCCGCCGCUUCGCCGCCGCGCGCCUCGUCUCCCGAGCCCUCGACGUGCUCGACCAAAUGCCCCGCUACGGCCUCCCCGCCGACGACCGUGUCUUCGGCGCCCUCCUCGACGCGCUCUGCAAGCACGGCAGCGUCAGGGAGGCCGCCAACCUGUUCGAGGAAAUGCGCGAGCGCUUCCCCCCCGAUCUCCGCCACUUCACCUCGCUCCUCUACGGCUGGUGCAAGCUCGGCAAGCUCGAAGAAGCCAAAUUCGUCCUAAUUCAGAUGAAAAGAUCCGGCUUUGAGCCCGACGUCGUCGUCUACAACACCCUUCUCGGCGGGUUCGCUUCCGCCGGCAAGUUCGAAGACGGGUACGAGCUGCUGAGGGAGAUGCGCCGGAAGGGGUGCGAGCCCAACGCCAUUUCCUACACUACCCUGAUCCAGGGGCUGUGCUCGCGGGAGCGGAUGGACGACGCACUCCGAGUGUUCGUCGAAAUGACCAGGAACAAUUGCAGAGCCGAUUCGGUCACUUACACUACUCUGAUCACUGGAUUCUGUAAAUCCGGGAGAAUUGAUAAGGCUUAUGAAUUCGUCAGUGAGAUGGCCCGGCGAGGGUUCCGGCCGGAUUCGAGGGCUUACUUCCCGAUCUUCGCGGCCCACGAAAAGAAAGAGCAGUUGGAGGAGUGCUUGGAGCUCAUGGAUAGGAUGCGGAAAGAUAGGUCCUUUCCCGAUCUCGGCAUUCACGAAGUGGUGAUUCGGCUCUCGUGCAAGCUCGGUGAGCUGACGCAGGCCAUCGCCAUAUGGAACGAGAUGGAGAAUCGCGGCGUGAGCCCCGAUCUCGACACUUUUCUCAUUAUGAUUCAUGGGUUUGUCGGGCAAAGCGCGCUAGUCGACGCUUGUGGGUAUUUUAAAGAGAUGGUGGGGAGGGGGCUCUUCGUCACCCCCCAAUACGGGGUUUUAAAGGACUUAUUGAAUGCAUUGCUAAGAGACGAGAAGCUCGAAUUGGCAAAGGAAAUGUGGGGAUGCAUUGCGAGUAAAGGGUGCGAGCUUAACGUGAGCACGUGGACCAUAUGGAUCCACGCCUUGUUCUCGAACAAGCACGUUAAGGAGGCGUGCUCGUAUUGCUUGGACAUGCUCGAUUCAGGGCUCAUGCCGCAGGCGGAUACGUUUGCAAAGCUUAUGAAGGGGUUGAAGAAGCUAUACAAUCGGCAAAUCGCGGCCGAGAUCACCGAAAAGGUGCGGAAGAUGGCGGAGGAGAGGCGCGUUUCGUUUAAGAUGUACAAGAGGCGCGGGGUGAGGGACUUGGAAGAGAAGGCAAAUAAGAAGAGGAAGAGGGAGAAGGAGAGAAAAGGUCGGAAAGGCCGGGCUCUUAGUCGAGGCCACUCUCGCAGCCGACAUAGACAAUCGAUCCUCCGCCCCUUCCACCUCCUCUCCCCCUCCCCUGCUCCCAGUCCCUCUCCUCUGCUUGCCCACUCCUCCUUCUCCACCUCCUCGCGGCGGAGGAAGAGGAAGGAAGGAGACGAGGAGGACGACGAUGGCGACAGGGGCGGUGGUGGUUUAGGGCUCUUCGUGCUCGGGCGGGACCCGACGCGGCCGCCGCGGCUCUUCGUGGUGCAGCCGCGGCUCCGCCCCGACGCCCUCCUCGACUCCAAGCUCGCCGAGGCGCUCAACCUCGCCAACUCCCUCGAGGAGCCCCGCGACGGCUUCUACGACAGCGACUUCGCCUCCAAGGACCUGCCCCCGCACCUCGUCGUCCAGAACCCCGCCGCCCGAUCCGCGAGGGCGCACGCAGACACAUAUUUUGGACCAGGGACUGUUGACAAUAUCAAAUGCCAUCUAAAGGCUUUGGAAUCAGAGGAGCAGAAUGGAAUAGAUGCAGUUUUUGUUAAUGCAAUUUUAUCUGGGAUUCAACAGCGCAACUUGGAGGUUGCUUGGGGAAAACCAGUUCUUGAUCGUGUUGGUCUUAUAAUAGAAAUAUUCAAUGCUCAUGCUGAAACAAAAGAAGGAAAGCUACAGUCAGAAUUAGCAGCUCUAAUGUACAAAAGGACUCGGCUUGUGCGUGUGCGUGGUCCAGGUGGACGACUUACUUUUGGACUGAGUGGAGAAGCUGAAGUUGUUAGUGCACGGGGGAGGGGCAGUGGAGGACGAGGUUUUAUAAGUGGUGCAGGAGAAACUGAGCUUCAGCUUCAACGCAGAAGAAUUCAAGAGCGUCGAAAUAGUUUGUUGGAGCAAAUUGAAGAAGUUCGCCGAACUCGAGCUUUGCAACGAUCUGCUCGGAAAAGGCAUGGCAGUUCAUGUGGUCAAGGCCUAGCAACCGUUGCUGUUGUUGGAUAUACAAAUGCAGGAAAAUCUACUUUGGUCAGUGCACUUUCAGAUUGUGAUCUAUACAGUGAUGACCGGUUAUUUGCGACAGUGGAUCCUCGAUUAAGAAGUGUAGUUCUCCCAUCUGGGAGGAAAGCAAUUCUUAGUGAUACUGUUGGUUUUAUCUCAGAUUUGCCUGUGCAGCUAGUUGAAGCAUUUCAUGCGACACUCGAAGAAGUCGUUGAGGCAGACUUGUUAGUGCAUGUGCUAGACGCAAGUGCACCUAAUCUUGAGGAGCAUCGCUCAACUGUGCUACAAGUGUUGCAACAGAUAGGAGUCCCAGAGGAUAAGAUUGAAAACAUGAUUGAAGUUUGGAAUAAAAUUGAUCUUCUUGAAGAGAACAAUGGAGCUAAUGAAUUUGCCGAGGAAGAUGAAUGCCUAGUUGAAGGUGAAGAGGGAGAGGAAGAUGAAGAAACAUUUCCAGAAGUAGACGAUGACAUGGCAACUGAGCUGUCAUCUGGGGAGGUUAUAGAUGGCAAUCGUAACGAUGACAUGGCAUCCAUGCGAUCAUCUGAGGAAGAUGUCGAAGAUCUUGAUGAUAUGGCAUCUGGGCUGUCAGCAACAGAAGAACACAUGGAAAAUUUUGACGAGCAAGUAUCUGAGUCUGAGAGUACAAAACAAUGGGAGGUGAGGACAGAACCAACAAAAUCGGGUUGUCAUGUGAGAACGUCUGCGGUGACGGGGAUUGGAUUGCAAGAACUAUUGAGCUUAAUAGAUGAGAAGCUGAAUGAACAGAAACCUGUCGUGCAAAGAAGCUUCGGACCUUUCGAUAGGAAAUGGAGGCCCUCUUAUGCUGAACAUGAUGAAAAAGUUGCUGAACAGUAGGUUUGGUGAGAUGGUCGACGGAACGGAAAAAUAGCACCAAAAUGAUCCGACGUACAAACUCACAGACGACAAAAUUUACAUGGGAAGCCGUCGGGAUUACUUAUUCCUUUUUCUGCUGGCAGUUUGCUAAACAAGGUUUGAAACAUCUAUGCUUGAAAGUGCUGCUAGAAACCCUAAUACCCAAUCCUUUUUAUAAGAUUAGGUUUGCAAACCAUUGUUUUAAGUGUGCCAUGUGUACCCACCAGCCACCAAGAGGUAGUAAUACUUUUUGAGAAUGUACCCAAUAAUUGUUGUUAACUGUAUAGUUAUUGUCUCCUUUUGCUUCUCAUCACAAAACCAGUGAAGAUCCUAUUCAUGGUUUUGUUCCAAACAUGUAAACAACAUUGUAGUAUCUGAUUUUGACAAUUACUCUCUUAAACUUCUUGAAGUUUAUGAAGAAGUGUACUUUGAAUGUUAAUGAAUUGCCCUUCGAUUUCAA